Messenger RNA from Eutrema salsugineum, 698 nucleotides. RefSeq lists its product as uncharacterized. The record is from RefSeq and is a predicted model, not a curated record. Lineage: Eukaryota; Viridiplantae; Streptophyta; Magnoliopsida; Brassicales; Brassicaceae. Bases 100 to 453 code for a protein of 117 amino acids. The transcript has a single exon.
AACACUUAUUUCAAAGAAAAAGAGAAGCAAACUCGUUUAUUUUCUUUUCUAGAGAUUUGUCAUCUUUUUUUUCUUUUUUUUUUUUUUAGUUUGGUAAUAAUGGGAAACUGCAUGGAGAGGUGGAGGCAAGGAGAAGGGGAAGAAGGAAAGACAGAAGUACGAGAAAAGGCAAAAGAAUCAUUAAAACUUGAAGAUGAUGAUCAUGAUGAAGAUGGUCGUGGAGGGAUGAAGGUGAAGAUAGUGCUUACUAGACAUGAAUUGGAUAUGUUUUUGCUUCAGAUGAACAAAAAAGAUGAUGGAAGCUUGAUGAUGACCGAGGAUGUUAUGGUAGAGCUAGAAAAGAGGAUCAUGAAAACAUCAUCAUCGUUAUCAACAUCACCAUCAUUGAUGGCAUGGGAACCGUCUUUAGAGAGCAUCAUGGAGUGCCCCGAAGUCCAGGAGAUGGAUAGAUGAGGCUGCUAAAGAUAUGAUCUAUAUGAUGAUAAUGAGUAUGAAAUUGAUGAUUAUUGUGUGAUAUCAAGCAUUUGUGUUAGAUUAAGAUGAUGAAAAUUUUGGAUUAGUUUUUUUGUUUGGGUUAGACUAGUUUUGAGGUCGAUCUCUUUCCAUAUAAAUAUUUUGAUAUAUCAAGAAGAAAUAUUUAUCUUGUGGAUGGGUAGGAUCUAAUUGUAAGAUAAAUAAUAUAUACUCGUUAAAUUGUC